GCUUAGCUGUUGCUUUGCUGCCCUUCAACGAUGCUUCAACAAAUCUAGUUUUAUGGACGUUUUGUGAUGAUUUUUGUGUUUGUUGAAAUUACUUGAAUUAUUGUUGAAAGUAUGUAGUCGAACGAAUUAUGAUUAAAAAGUGAUUUCAUUAACGAUACUAACAACGAUAUAUAUUAAGUUAUAUUAUGUGCCUAAAUACUUCUGAAGUGUCUCCUACUCAAAAUGAGGAUUCUGCGUUAGGAAUUGGCGUCUACCAUGGAAUUAAAGUGAAAAGAAAUUGACAAGUAACAAAAAUUACAAUGGAUGUGCACUCCGAUUACGUUGAAAAUGCGAGGUCUAUCCUCUCUUUCGACAACUUGAAUUACUACAAAGCCGAGGACAGCGGAUACCAUACAUCGUACACACCUGGUUCCUUGGAACAUUCGGAACUAUCGAGUGCAUUUCUGGAUCAAUCUGUGGUAGCGACUACAGCUUACAUUGAUCAAAUCCAAGUGGAUUAUGUUACACCUGAAGCGGCAUAUAGGUACGGUCAGUUAAAACCUCGUAAUGACAAUUGUACGAACACUCCACCGCCAAGACGGGCUGCAAAACGCCCUUAUUCUAGCGUCGAAUCUACAAAACAAGCAUCGACAAUCCCUACUCCUACAACAUGGAUUGCGGGUAAAAUUCAGAGUUUGGAAGUCAGUGAAGAUAAAGAAAACACCACUGCGAGUACACCAUCAGAAACCUCACAUAGCACUGGAAGACAUAAAAGAUUUAUCUACAGAUUAAACAUAUGCGAACAGAAAUUUUCAUAUCCAAUAACACCUGUGAAGAGGAACUGUAGAUUAAGUCCCUGUAAAAAAUCUGGUAGGAAACUAGAUUUUGUCAUACAUUCACUAUCAUGUGAUAGGCAUGAGCUACCAACAGUACCCAAGCAAAUAUUACAACCUACACUAGGAGAGCCACAACCUGUUCUAGCCAGACCCAACCAAAAAAUAGAUAUAUUAGGAUUGUUAAACCAGAAAUGUGCCAUACCACCUUUAAAAAAUAUUUUUCGCUAUUUAAGUAAUGAAGAUAUUUGCAACUUUUGUGCUGUAAGCAGCACAUGGAAUGAUAUUUGGAACUCACAUAACAGUAUUGAAAAGAAACUGGAAAUAAGAAAGUAUCUUAAAUCAGCAGACGAAAACAGGGAGAAUCGUGCUAAACAGUGCAGAAGUAGUAGAAUCAUCAAAGGCACAAGGCUGUAUGAUGCCUGUCUCAAAGAUAUCAACAAUGAUAUGAAUGAUUACCCUGUAAGCAGUACACCCAGUAGUCCACAGUAUUCACCAAGAACAAAUAGAUUCAGGAAGUUUGUGAAGACUGCAUCGAUGGAUUCAAGAAUGCAGGUGUCCUGUGUCCGUUGCUCACAACCUGCUAAAGUAACGGAAGAACCUUCAGGAGAGGAGUGGGUUGAGUGCACAAGUGCUUCUUGUUGUUUCCAAUUUUGCAGACAUUGUAAUUGCAGCAGGCAUCCAGGUAAGAGCUGUGAUCAAUACGACCUUAAUGCUCCCAGCCCUUCCAAAAGAAAGAAAUGUGAUUACGCUGUUGGCACAAAGAAAAGCAGAAAAAACUUGCGUAGACUUCUGUGAUCUCUCUACAACUCAAUUUAUGCCAGUGAUUUUAUUUUUUGUUAAAUUUCUCAAUUACAUUCCAAUUGAUAAGCAAUGUUACUGAUGUAGCUAAAUUUGAAUUAUUAUUAAUUUGCAUUGUAUAUGCAUUGAAAUAACUAUUUUAAUCCUAUUUGAGAUUAAGGGGGAAAACCCAUGUCUGAUUUUGUGCCAUUUUUUUAUCAAUUAAUGAAUUUAUAGUUCACCACAAAGUCAGUAGGAAGAGUGUUUGGCAGUUUUAUAUUAGGUACCAUUACUAUUUUACGUUAAGGAUCUCUACGGGUUUUCUUAUUUUUAAAUUCACAAAAGAUAUUGUUGUUUCAAAAUCGUAUUCAGAAAACAACAUGGGUAGUCCUUUCUUGAACAGUUGUCAUUGAGUAGUUUUACUAACAUGUAUAAAUGCUGAUUUACAAGCAGCAUGAAUCAAUAACUUAUCCUGACUUUAUUGCAAUGGUAAGCAAUUAUGACCCACUUCCGCAUAUUGUGUGUUGGCCACAUGAAGCUUUAAUUAUCAUGGCAUAAAUAUUUUCUUAUUCCUGGGAAAAGCUAAUGUCUUACUUAAUGGCACUUACAUAAUGGAUGAACACGAAAACUCGAUAUCAAUAGUUAUUCGUUUAUGAAUUUACUUCUGACCAGUAACUCUAAUUAAGAAUCUACUAAACUUCUGUAAGAGAACAAUCAACCUGAAUAUCAGGAUAACUGUCAUUGGUUCAUUAAGACCACCUUAUGAUGCGAUUCAAAGACAACUUUUCAAAAUGGGACUGACUAUGUGCAUUACAAAUCAUUAUGUAUUACUCAAAAGUAAGACUGGUUUAUAAGACAUCACUACUAUUACUUAGCUAUUAUAGGUUUUAUCUGUAAUCUACUUGGUAUGCAAACAAUGAAUACCUUCUAUUAAGGUUCAUACUAAGCGUGUUAGGGUAAAAAUUUAAUGUGCGAUAAAUGUACUGAAAUCUAGAGAACUGCUUCUGUUCCUGUGAAUUAUGUAUUCUGUAUACAGGUAGUGGGUUCGAUUUAAUCUCUUGUUAAUUUCAAUAAUAUGCAGAUUUCCUAACUAAACCUAAAAUAUAGCUAGAAAAAAAGAAUGCAGACCUUUCCUAAAAACUAAGUAGUUGGAAAAAGUUUGUGAAGCGAUUAAUUGCUUGGCGACUAAUGUCGUCUCGUCGUCAGUUUUGUUAUUUUCAUCUUAUCUUUAUUCUAAUUUGAUUAUAACCCAUUUAAGAGGUAUCGUAACCUAAAUUAUCGCACAAACUAAAUUAUUACCCAAAUUAUUUGUUAAAGUCAUUGAUUUUUUUUCUGCGAAUCUGCGCCCUAGUCUUGUAUGAUAAUGAUUAGGUAUCUGGUUCUGAUAUCAUGCUAUAGUUUUACUACAGGAAGAUACUGAGCAGAAAUAUUUUGUACGACAUUUACGUGAUCUAACACGCAACUGAUAGGACAUAAAACGGUGUUCAAAAGAUUAAAUAGAAAUUUUAUUUUAGGCUGCAUAAUAAUAACUAUACCGGUGCCUUACCCUUUACCCGUGAACUAGAGGAAUACUACAUUUAUUUGUUUGAAAACCAUUUUACACUCCUUACUAAUAAAGGCGCCUUCUCACGAGCCUCUGGCAAUAGCCAAAAGUGACCAGCUGCAAGUUGUGUAGCCCGGAUAAACGACAGAUGUAUAAGAAGGUACUCGUCAUUCAGGUCAUUAUCAUGGCUGGUGCAGGACAGUAGCCUGGCGUUACGAACACCAAUAAUAUAUAAUUUCUGCGCGACUUCUGGCUGUGGCAAGUGGCCUUUACAACGUGCCUUUACUUCGCCUUCAGUUGUAGUAAUGUAGUUUGAAAUAUUUCAAACAUGGACAAACUUUUAAUCUAUAAGUUAUGUAAGAAGAGUGUGUAGUUUGUUAUGCUUUGUAAAUAAUGUAUGUAGGUUAGUCAGAGGCACCUGCUGAAAGGUCAAUAUUUUGUAAAAUAUCAAUUUUUUUGUUUGUGAAAAGACCAGUGUUUUAAGUUUAGUGUAUCUAUUUAUGCCUAAUCUAUUAAAUGAUGACGGUAUAUCGGGGCCAAGUAUACACAUUUUAAUUUUAAAAAUAAUUUGUAAUACUCAAGAUUUAAUUUUAUGAAUGACGACGUGUAUGUCAAUUGAUACUGAUCUUGUCGAAUAAUUAAUUUUAAAUUUCGAAAUUCAUGACAUGUAUUAUUAGUUUUCCUUUUUAUCUUGUAAAUAGUGUUAUUUCCACUAUGUCUUUGAUUGGUAAUAAAACGUUUUAAAAAUAA
Messenger RNA from Helicoverpa armigera (cotton bollworm), 3885 nucleotides. RefSeq lists its product as uncharacterized. Gene Ontology annotation, cellular component: nucleus. The coding region runs from base 300 to 1610 and encodes 436 amino acids. The record is from RefSeq and is a predicted model, not a curated record. Lineage: Eukaryota; Metazoa; Arthropoda; Insecta; Lepidoptera; Noctuidae. Gene Ontology annotation, biological process: negative regulation of meiotic nuclear division; regulation of mitotic nuclear division. The transcript has 2 exons. Gene Ontology annotation, molecular function: protein binding.